Messenger RNA from Dromiciops gliroides (monito del monte), 6618 nucleotides. RefSeq names its product lysine demethylase 5B (gene KDM5B). Gene Ontology annotation, cellular component: nucleus. Gene Ontology annotation, molecular function: histone demethylase activity; DNA binding. The record is from RefSeq and is a predicted model, not a curated record. Lineage: Eukaryota; Metazoa; Chordata; Mammalia; Microbiotheria; Microbiotheriidae. Gene Ontology annotation, biological process: chromatin remodeling. The transcript is spliced from 28 exons. The coding region runs from base 286 to 4989 and encodes 1567 amino acids.
GCAGAACCGGCGACGACGACGACGACGGCGGCGGCGGCGGCGGCGGCAGCGGCGUCGUCGUCGUAGUCGUCGGCGGCGUCGGAGGCAGCCUUAUCCGAGCCAGAGGUGCUGCUGCUCGCUGGGAUCAGUGUCGGAGGCGUCGCCGUCGCUGCUGCUGCUGCUGCUGCUGCUGGGGGUGUCGCGCUCGCAGACGGUCGCGCCAGCCGCUGCCGUCUCGGCUGCGCUCUGCCCACCGGCCCCGGGCCCCGGUUCUCCGCUGCCCCCGGCUCCGCGCCGCCCCCGCCGAUGGAGUCGGCCCUGGCACUGCCCCCGGCGGGCCCCCGUCCGGCGCUUCCUGGCGCAGUCACUCCUGGCCCGGGCCCGCUAGGCGAGUUCUUGCCUCCGCCCGAGUGCCCGGUGUUCGAGCCUAGCUGGGAGGAGUUCGCCGACCCGUUCGCCUUCAUCCAUAAGAUCCGGCCCAUCGCCGAGCAGACGGGAAUCUGCAAGGUGCGGCCGCCCCCGGCCUGGCAACCACCAUUCGCAUGUGAUGUUGAUAAACUUCAUUUUACUCCUCGAAUCCAGAGACUGAAUGAAUUGGAGGCUCAAACUCGGGUAAAACUGAACUUUCUGGACCAGAUUGCAAAGUUUUGGGAGCUCCAAGGAUGUACCUUAAAAAUUCCACAUGUUGAAAGGAAGAUAUUAGAUUUAUUUCAGCUUAAUAGGUUAGUUGCAGAAGAAGGUGGAUUUGAUGUUGUCUGCAAAGAGAGAAAAUGGACCAAAAUUGCCACCAAGAUGGGAUUUGCUCCAGGCAAAGCUGUGGGCUCACAUAUUCGAGCACAUUAUGAGCGAAUCCUUUACCCCUACAAUCUAUUCCAGUCUGGGGCUAGUCUGCUGGCACCUGACAUAUGUUCCAAACUGAUGUGUUUAGUGGAUCAUGGCGUACUGGAAAAGUGUCUCCAGAAACCAAAUCUAACCACAGACACAAAGGACAAGGAAUAUAAACCCCAUGAUAUUCCCCAGAGACAGUCAGUUCAGCCUGUGGAAACGUGUCCCCCAGCACGUCGUGCAAAACGCAUGAGAGCAGAGGCCACUAACAUUAAAACAGAACCAGGAGAGGCUCCAGAAGCCAGAACUCAUAAUCUGAGACGCCGAAUGGGCUGCCCGGCUACGAAGUGUGAAAAUGAGAAAGAGAUUCGGAACAUAAUAAAAAGAGAUACCAUUGAGAAGAAAGAGCAUGCUGGAGAAAUUGAGAAGGAGAAACCCAAGAGUCGGUCUAAGAAAAGCACAAAUGCUGUGGAUCUAUACGUCUGCCUUCUGUGUGGCAGUGGCAAUGAUGAGGACCGCCUUCUUUUGUGUGAUGGCUGUGAUGAUAGCUACCAUACUUUCUGCUUGAUUCCACCUCUUCAUGAUGUUCCCAAGGGAGAUUGGAGGUGUCCUAAAUGUUUGGCUCAGGAGUGUAAUAAGCCUCAGGAAGCAUUUGGUUUUGAACAGGCAGCCAGGGACUACACUCUGCGCACUUUUGGGGAAAUGGCAGAUGCAUUCAAGUCAGACUAUUUCAACAUGCCUGUUCACAUGGUUCCCACAGAGCUGGUGGAGAAAGAAUUUUGGCGUCUAGUAAGCACCAUUGAAGAGGAUGUCACAGUAGAGUAUGGUGCUGAUAUCGCCUCAAAAGAAUUUGGCAGUGGCUUUCCUGUGCGAGAUGGGAAAAUAAAACUCUCCCCUGGGGAAGAGGAAUAUCUUGAUAGUGGCUGGAAUUUGAACAACAUGCCUGUAAUGGAGCAGUCUGUCCUUGCUCACAUUACUGCUGAUAUAUGUGGCAUGAAACUGCCAUGGCUGUAUGUGGGAAUGUGUUUUUCUUCAUUUUGUUGGCAUAUUGAAGACCACUGGAGCUACUCAAUUAAUUACCUGCAUUGGGGGGAGCCAAAAACCUGGUAUGGAGCCCCAGGGUAUGCAGCGGAGCAGCUGGAAGAUGUAAUGAAGAAACUGGCUCCAGAGCUCUUUGUAUCCCAGCCAGAUCUCCUCCACCAGCUUGUCACCAUCAUGAACCCAAACACCCUAAUGGCUCAUGGCGUGCCUGUUUAUCGGACUAAUCAGUGUGCUGGCGAGUUUGUGAUUACCUUUCCAAGAGCCUAUCACAGUGGUUUUAACCAGGGCUUCAAUUUUGCUGAAGCAGUUAAUUUCUGUACUGUUGAUUGGCUGCCAUUAGGCCGCCAGUGUGUGGAGCAUUAUCGGCUGCUGAACCGAUACUGUGUUUUUUCUCAUGAUGAGAUGAUUUGUAAAAUGGCUUCCAAAGCUGAUGUACUAGAUGUGGUGGUUGCUUCAACUGUUCAGAAAGAUAUGGCCAUUAUGAUUGAGGAUGAAAAGACCUUAAGGGAGACUGUCCGCAAAUUGGGAGUAAUCGAUUCAGAACGAAUGGAUUUUGAACUGUUAGCAGAUGAUGAACGCCAGUGUAUAAAAUGCAAGACUACAUGCUUCAUGUCUGGGGUGUCCUGUUCUUGCAAACCUGGGCUGCUGGUGUGUCUCCAUCAUGUAGAAGACCUGUGUUCUUGUCCUGCCUAUAAGUAUAAGCUAGGGUACAGAUAUACUCUGGAUGAUCUAUACCCUAUGAUGAAUGCCCUGAAACUCCGAGCAGAAUCAUAUAAUGAAUGGGCAUUGAAUGUGAAUGAAGCUUUGGAGGCCAAGAUCAACAAUAAGAAAAGCCUUGUGAACUUUAAGGCUCUGAUAGAGGAAUCUGAAAUAAAGAAAUUUCCUGACAAUGAUCUUUUGCGCCAUCUUCGCUUAGUCACACAGGAUGCUGAUAAGUGUGCAUCUGUGGCACAGCAGCUGCUCAAUGGCAAAAGGCAGACUAGGUACCGUUCUGGUGGUGGGAAAUCCCAGAAUCAACUGACAGUCAAUGAGCUCCGACUAUUUGUGAAACAGUUAUACGCUCUUCCAUGCAUUCUUAGUCAAACACCUCUGCUGAAGGAUCUCUUGAAUAGGGUUGAAGAUUUCCAACAGCACAGCCAGAAACUGCUAUCAGAAGAAAUGCCCAGUGCUGCUGAGCUACAGGAAUUGUUGGAUGUCAGCUUUGAAUUCGAUGUUGAGCUUCCACAGCUCUCUGAGUUGCGUGUCCGUCUAGAACAGGCCCGCUGGUUAGAAGAAGUUCAUCGAGCUUGCUUAGAUCCCAGCUCCCUCACCCUGGAUGAUAUGAGACGUCUCAUAGAUUUGGGAGUGGGAUUGGCUCCCUAUCCAGCAGUGGAGAAGGCUAUGGCAAGGCUACAGGAGCUGCUUACUGUGUCUGAACAUUGGGAUGAUAAAGCCAGAAGCCUCAUCAAGGCCAGACCACGACACUCAUUGAACAGCCUUGCAGCAGCAAUCAAGGAAAUUGAGGAAAUUCCAGCAUACCUCCCAAAUGGCCUUGCUCUGAAAGACGCUGUACAGAAAGCCAGAGAUUGGCUUCAGGAAGUGGAAGCCCUUCAGGCUGGAGGACGAGUACCAGUGUUAGACACAUUAAUGGAGCUUGUUUCACGGGGUCGAUCUAUCCCUGUCCAUCUGAAUUCUUUGCCAAGACUGGAGUCCCUAGUGGCUGAGGUUCAGUCUUGGAAAGAAUGUGCAGCCAAUACCUUUCUGAUGGAAAAUUCUCCAUACUCCCUCUUAGAGGUUCUUUGUCCUCGAUGUGAUGUGGGUACAAUGGGGCUGAAGAGAAAGCAGAGAAAAUUAAAAGAACCUAUUCCAAGUGGAAAGAAGAGAGGCACAAGACUGGAGAGUCUGAGUGACCUUGAAAGAGCUUUGACUGAAAGUAAAGAGACAGCUUCUGCGAUGGCAACACUUGGAGAAGCUCGGCUAAAGGAAAUGGAGGCCUUGCAGUCCCUGAGAGCAGCUAAUGAAGGGAAACUCCUUUCACCCAACCAAGACUCGGAAAUCAAAAUCUGUUUAUGUCAGAAAGCCCCAGCUGCCCCAAUGAUUCAGUGUGAACUCUGCCGAGAUGCCUUCCACACAAGCUGUGUGGCUGUGCCCAGUAUCUUGCAAGGUCCCCGCGUCUGGCUCUGUCCCUAUUGUCGGAGAUCUGAGAAACCACCAUUAGAGAAAAUUCUGCCCCUUUUGGCCUCCCUUCAACGCAUCCGUGUUCGCCUUCCUGAAGGAGAUGCUCUUCGAUAUAUGAUUGAAAGAACCGUGAACUGGCAGCACAGAGCACAGCAGAUGCUUUCUUCAGGGAGCCUAAAAUUGGUACUAGACCGAGCGGGGUCAGGACUGUUGUACAGCCGAUGGCAGGCCUCCCCAGGCCAGGUGCCAGAGACAAAGAAGGUUUCACAGACAAUUGGUGCAAUGUCCUUUUCUCUCCCCCUUGACUGGGACAACAGAACCUCCUACUUACACUCUCCCUUUUCAACUGGACGAAGUUGCAUCCCCCUCCAUGGCAUCAGUCCGGAUGUGGAUGAGCUGCUGACAGAAGCCCAGUUGCUCCAGGUGUCUCUGCCUGAAAUUCAAGAAAUCUACCAGACUUUACUCACCAAGCCAAGCCCGCCUCAGCACCCUGACCGAGGUUCCCCUGUUGGACUCACCAGUGAGAAGAAUGACUGCUGCCGGGGGAAACGAGAUGGAAUUGGAAUUCUCGAGAGAAAAUUGAAGAGACGGCUAGAAAGAGAGGGCUUGUCUGUUGAGAGACGGGAACGGAUUAAAAAAACGCGGACCCCUAAAAAGAAGAAAAUCAAACUGAGCCACUCCAAGGACAUGAACAAUCUCAAGCAAGAGAAAGAACGGAGCUACGAACUGGCCCGUCCCACUGAAACUCAGUCCCUGCCCUCAGAUACGUCAUACUCAGAACAAGAGGACUCUGAGGAUGAAGAUGCCGUCUGCCCGGCCGUGAGCUGCCUACAGCCAGAAGGAGAUGAGGUGGACUGGGUCCAGUGUGAUGGCAGCUGCAAUCAGUGGUUUCAUCAGGUCUGUGUUGGUGUUUCUCCAGAGAUGGCAGAGAAGGAAGACUACAUCUGUGUGCGCUGUACUGUGAAGGACGCACCGAACCGAAAGUAAAAAACAAACAAACAAAACAAAACAAUUCAAAAACAAACCCCCCACUUACAUAAUUCAGGACUCCGAGAAGAUUUCUGCAAUUUCUCAGCAAAGCUGCAGGACUGGUAUUAGAGCCAGCCUGUAAACGGUGCUAUUUCUAUUCUUCAUGGGAUCAUUUUUCCAGAACUGUUUGAAAAAAAAAAAAAGAAAAAAGAAAAAACUAACAAAAAAAUUUUUUUUGACACUUUUUGUAUUUUUCCCUUAAGAGCUGUUUGUGGUUGCUGAGGUCUUGAAAUGCUGACUGUUUUUUGCAGGGGUUUCCACCAUUUGAGAAGGGAGUGAAGCUGGCACCUUUUCAUGGACAGCAUUAAAGUCAUACCUCUGUCUGGGAUUUACCGGCUUAAGAGUCCAGCUUGGCGUCAGUGCCCAGAGAGGCACCAGAAAUUCCAGUGAAUCCUCUUUUGAGGAAUCUCUCCUGUUUACUCUGUUACCAUUUGGGGGGAACUUUUGGUUUUUCACUUUGGGGUUUUGGUUUUUGUUUUGCUCUGCUCUCUGACUCCCGCCUCUCCCCUUCCUCUUCCUCCCCAUAGAUUAGGUUUAUUUAUCUGAGCAAUAACUUCUAUGUCUGGUUUCAGUGGCUGGAAUUAAACACGUUCUGAACAGUGUGGUGGUGCUUUAGCGUUGGGUUAAUGUACGGGACGCAGACGUUUAGGCUCUAGUGUCACUGAUGGACUAGUGAUGUAGAAGGGAGACAGCUCUGUAAGUAAUGGCCACAGCUGUAUUUUCGCUUUCUCUUUUUUUCCCCUUGGGGAGGGGGGUAGCUUGUAUCAAAUGUUGCAGUUUAUAUUGUGGAAUAAAUCCUUGGUUAUGAUAUAAUAGUAAAUCUUGGUUAUUCAGAGCCCUUAGAAUGCAGCUUCUCUUCACCUUUUUCCUUCAGCUUGCCUUGCUUUCACCCAGUUAGGCUGCUGUAGAUAAAUCUCCAACCUGCAGGGGCUGGAGAUGGAUUGCUUUUGGUGUGCUGUGCCCUUCCUUCUGCUCUGCUGCACCCCUCACCCCUCCCACCUCUAAAGGGAAGAAGAGAUCCUGUCCUUGAAAGCCAUGCUGUUUCUAUAUAGGCUUUCUCAGAAUGUUGGCAGUCAUGCCUCAUCUCCAGCUUGGCCCCAUCUGAUGAAAUGCUUUCUUUGUAUUUGCUAAAAUUAAGAAGGACAGACAAGGGGUCAGGAAGGAAUCCAAAGGGAUUUCUUCACCACAGAUGGGCCUGGAGAUGUGCACAAUAAAGGAGUUCAGUUUCCAUGGGGCUCAGCACUUAGAAGGUGGGUGCAGCUGCCUUUCCAUUUCUUUUUCCUCCCCACUCAUUUCUUACUAUGGGGUGGAUGGGGUUGGAGGGUGGGGUAUGGGCUCCUGUACCAUUCAUCAUCAUGUCUCUCCCUCUCCCCACAGCCCCAUUAAAGAGCUUUCUUGCUCACUUCCCUUUCUAAGUCCAUUUGGUAACAGUUUUCUCAUUUUGCAGCUAUAAACCUGAGGGAGGGUUAGAACUAGUGGGUUUUCAAAAACAGAAACAAAAACACCCUAGCAGUUUGUGAUGUAGUGGAGAUUAAAUGUACUAGCCCCCUUAUGCAAUUUAAAGAAUUAAAUCUCUUUAUGAACAAC